GGAUAACUGUGUUCAACCCUGCAUCAUGUCAAGUUAACACGGUCAACUGCCAGCUCUGGACUGUUCCUCAGCAACCUGGUAUAUUUAUGAAUGGAGACUUCAUAAUUGGAGGGAUUUUCACUAUUCAUUAUUACACAAAAUCUGAACAAAUUACCUACACCAGGCUGCCAUCACAGCUACAGUGCUCUGGAAGGUUGGUCAUGGAUUUCAGGGAACUGCGCUUCGCCCGUGCUUUGGAGUUUACCAUCCAUGAGAUCAACAACAGAACAGAUCUUCUUCCAGGCAUCACAUUAGGCUACCAGAUACAUGAUUCAUGUUCUACUGUGCCAAUGGCAAUAAAAGUUGCAUUUCAGCUUGCAAAUGGUUUUGAGUCAGAUUUCAACAGCACUAAUUCCUGUUCAAACUCCGCUGUCGCUGCUGUAACAGCUGUCAUAGGAGAUUCCGCUUCCACGCCAUCAAUCAGUAUAGCCAGAGUGCUCGGUCUUUUUAGCAUCCCACAGGUGAGUCACUAUGCGACCUGUGCCUGUCUUAGUGACAAGAGCCAAUAUCCUGCCUUCUUUAGGACCAUACCUAGUGACCACCACCAAGCAGCUGCACUGGCAAGAAUGGUCAAGCUUUUUGGUUGGACAUGGAUUGGAGCAGUGCGCAGCGACACAGACUAUGGAAAUAAUGGUAUGGCAUCAUUCCUAAAGGCUGCACAAGAGGAGGGGAUUUGUGUGGAGUAUUCUGAGGUCUAUUAUCGGACGCAGUCACGCAAUAAAUUGGAGAGAGUAGCAAAUGUGAUCCGCAGAUCAACAGCCCGGGUUCUAAUUGCAUUUAUGCACUCAGGGGAAAUGAGAUUUCUUUUAGAAGAACUGGCACGACAGCCACCACCUCCACUUCAGUGGAUUGGGAGUGAAACGUGGAUCAUUGAUCCUGAUUUUCUGCGGUAUAACAUGUGUGCUGGUGCAGUAGGGUUUGGUGUUCCCCAGUCUGUUAUUCCAGGACUUCGGCAGUUUCUUUUAGAACUCACUCCAGCCCAGGCACUGAAAUCACCCCUGUUAAAAGAAUUUUGGGAAAGCUCAUUCAACUGUUACCUUAAAGAGCAAACAGAUGACACCAAAGGUGUGAGGGAAUGUGAUGGCAGUGAAGACAUUCACACACUUCAGAACCCAUACUUAGACACGUCUCAGUUACGGGUCACUAACAUGGUGUACAAAGCAGCAUAUGCUAUAGCACAUGCCAUCCAUGGACUAAUCUGCAAUGACACCCAAUGUGACAAGAAUAUUAAAUUUACACCAUGGCAGAUGCUAAAUCAGCUCAAACUAGUGAACUUUACUACGAAGAAUGGUUUUAAGGUGUCGUUUGAUUCUAAUGGAGACCCUCCGGCUAUCUAUGAACUCAUAAACUGGCAGUUUAAGAAUGACGGUACUUUAGAUUUUGUCACAGUUGGUCAGUAUGACUCUUCCAGACCGAGAGGACAGGAGUUCAAAAUGAGCAGAAAUAUCAGUUGGGUUGGAGGACAGAAAGAGGUACCAGUGUCUGUAUGCAGUGAGAGCUGCCCCCCAGGCACCAGAAAAGCUGUACAGAAGCGAAGGCCUGUUUGCUGUUUUGACUGUAUACCAUGUGCUGAAGGAGAGAUCAGCAAUAAGACAGACUCUGUGGAUUGUUUGCGCUGCCCUCCUGAGUUUUGGCCCAACCCAAAGCGAGAGAGCUGCCUCCCCAAGCCUGUUGAGUUCCUGUCCUGGGACGACACUCUGGGCAUCAUCCUAACAGUAUUUUCAAUUGCUGGGGCCUUCAUGGCUGUGUGUGUGGCUGCUGUAUUCUACAAGCACAGGGCCUCUCCUAUUGUUAGGGCCAACAACUCGGAGCUGAGCUUCCUCCUGCUCUUCUCUCUGACUCUGUGUUUUCUCUGCUCACUUACAUUCAUUGGUCAGCCCUCUGAGUGGUCCUGUAUGCUGCGACACACAGCGUUUGGAAUCACCUUCGUCCUCUGUAUCUCCUGUGUUCUGGGAAAAACAUUAGUUGUGUUAAUGGCCUUCAGGGCAACACUUCCAGGUAGUAAUGUCAUGAAAUGGUUUGGACCUCCACAGCAGAGACUCAGUGUACUUGUCUUCACUCUCAUACAGGUUCUGAUUUGUGUGCUUUGGUUGAAAAUAUCGCCUCCUUUCCCCUUUAAAAAUUUAAAACAUUACAAGGAAAGAAUUAUCUUGGAAUGUGGCUUAGGGUCAGCUAUAGGAUUCUGGGCUGUACUGGGGUAUAUAGGUGUCUUGGCCCUUUUGUGCUUUAUCUUGGCCUUUCUGGCUCGUAAACUGCCUGAUAACUUUAAUGAAGCUAAAUUCAUCACAUUCAGUAUGCUAAUAUUCUGUGCAGUUUGGAUCACCUUUAUUCCAGCUUAUGUCAGCUCUCCUGGAAAAUUCACUGUAGCUGUGGAGAUCUUUGCUAUUUUAGCAUCAAGUUUUGGUUUGAUCAUUUGUAUUUUUGCUCCCAAAUGUUUCAUAAUCAUUUUCAGGCCAGAUCAGAAUACCAAAAAGCACCUUAUGGGUAAAGUACCCUCUAAGGCUCUCUGAGAGCCUCAGUCAAAUAGCAGAGGAAACAUUAUGGUCCAGAACCUUGACUUAAACUUUUCAAUUAUCUUUUGUGUAAAUAUGUAAAGUAUAAGGGACUUGAUCAUUUUUCUUACAUGAACGCCAGGAAUUAAAAUUAUUUCUUAUAUAGUUAAAGACUUUAAGGUGAAUUUAAACCACUUCCUUAUAAUAAGCUCUUUGAUUAACAAAAUUUCUGAUUUUCAC
This is a messenger RNA of Hemibagrus wyckioides, 2771 nucleotides long. Its product is annotated as extracellular calcium-sensing receptor-like. Gene Ontology annotation, molecular function: G protein-coupled receptor activity. The record is from RefSeq and is a predicted model, not a curated record. The transcript has 6 exons. Gene Ontology annotation, biological process: G protein-coupled receptor signaling pathway. Bases 87 to 2549 code for a protein of 820 amino acids. Gene Ontology annotation, cellular component: membrane. NCBI's taxonomy places the organism in Eukaryota, Metazoa, Chordata, Actinopteri, Siluriformes, Bagridae.